Oncorhynchus kisutch (coho salmon) is the source of this 1724-nucleotide messenger RNA. RefSeq names its product complement C1q tumor necrosis factor-related protein 7-like. The record is from RefSeq and is a predicted model, not a curated record. The transcript has 2 exons. NCBI's taxonomy places the organism in Eukaryota, Metazoa, Chordata, Actinopteri, Salmoniformes, Salmonidae. The coding region runs from base 598 to 1293 and encodes 231 amino acids. Gene Ontology annotation, molecular function: protein binding.
GGUUAUUUCCCGAUUGGGUUGCUCUGACAAAGUUGUUUUGGCUGUUGUCAUAACUGAAGUAUUGGCUUGGCACCAAGCAAGGCUUCUCUCACUGCAUCCGCUAAAACAUGACCUGUGACUGGCGGGCUGAAAACAGAGAAGAGAAAGAGAGAGAAAGAGUCCAAAACCCAGCGCUGUUCAUUAGGACCCACAUCUGGCCCUGUGGCUGUAGUUCAGCAGAAGUGUUGAGGUGUGUAAUCUUGAUGAAUCUUUCAGUGUUUGUCGCUCUGUUUAAGGCAUGUGUUGUUUUACAGGGGAAUCUGCUGUGUUUUAUAGUGCUGUGACUAAUGCCUAUCUUGUCUAAUGUCUAGUCCCUACAAUUGUAUCUGAGUCUGUCUGCUCUGGCUAGCUGACACUAGAACUAGCUCCUCUCCCGCCAGGAGACUGUUUUGUCUUCAUAUCUGUUCGUAUCUAAUAACUGCAAUCUAAAUUGGGCUGUUUCUCAAUUUAGAACUUAGAAGAAAGUUCUCAGAUUUGUUAGUGUUCUGCAGUGUUCUGGGGUUACCAGGGAGACCAGGUAAACCUGGCCCAAACGGGCCUCCAGGGGAAAAUGGGAAUAUGGGAAUCCCAGGAAGAGACGGAAGAGAUGGCAGGAAGGGAGAGAAAGGAGAGAAGGGUGAAGCAGGGGUAAAGGGGAAACUCGGCCCAACGGGUAAACGUGGCGAGCGGGGUGUCCGGGGUCCAGGGGGGAAGAGAGGUCCUGAUGGAGAAUGCGGGGACGGGGGCCGACCAGGGCCACCAGGGCCCCUUGGGAAGAAAGGGGACAAGGGCCAGCGAGGACCACUGGGUACGGCAGGCAUCUGCAGGUGUGGCAGCCUGGUGCCUAAAGCAGCCUUCUCUGUGGGAAUCACCAGCAGUUACCCUGCUGAGAAGGAACCUAUCAAGUUCAACAAGGUCCUCUUCAAUGAGGGAGGCCACUACAACCCAGAGACGGGUAAGUUCAUCUGCGCCUACCCGGGCAUCUACUACUUCUCCUAUGAUAUUACCCUGGCCAACAAGCAUCUGGCCAUCGGGCUGGUGCAGAACGGGCAGUACCGCAUCAAGACAUUCGAUGCCAACACAGGGAACCAUGACGUGGCCUCUGGGUCACUUGUGAUGUUCCUGAACCCAGAAGACGAGGUGUGGCUGGAGAUCUUCUUCAAGGACCAGAAUGGCCUGUUUGCAGAAGCAGGGUGGUCUGACAGCCUGUUCUCUGGAUUCCUGCUCUAUGCAGACACAAACUACAUGGACUCACUAGCAGAGGACUACGCAUAGUGACUUAUAACACUCAAUAAAGGACUGAGAGGGCUGAGUUUGUAGCCUCCCCUUGACAUAUUUACAGUAUCUAUAUUUCAGCAUGUAUUAUUUAUAUACUAUAUAACUAUGUGGGUGUACAAUAUGCAUGCAUAUGCAAGCGUGUGUGUAUGAGCUUAUGUAUUGUGUAGUGAGAAACAUAAUUUUUUUUAAAUGCUUGUUUACAAUGUUUGUCUGGAGAAAAAUGUCUAAGUAUCUCAAAGUGAUAUGUUUCAUUAAUAAAAUUAAUAAUAUGCACUCAGUCGGUAAUGAAUCUACCCUGUACUCUCUUUUCAAAGUAUUGAGUAGUAUUAGAGUUGAAAAAUAUUAGUGUUGAAGGCACAAGUACUAUACAGCCAGUGCGGAGAUAUGAUAUACAGUUGAAGUCGGAAGUUUGCAUACAUCUUAGCCAA